Mugil cephalus (flathead mullet) is the source of this 22678-nucleotide messenger RNA. It is a transcript of the gene zfhx3b, whose product is annotated as zinc finger homeobox 3b. Bases 5995 to 17679 code for a protein of 3894 amino acids. Lineage: Eukaryota; Metazoa; Chordata; Actinopteri; Mugiliformes; Mugilidae. The record is from RefSeq and is a predicted model, not a curated record. Gene Ontology annotation, biological process: regulation of neuron differentiation; regulation of transcription by RNA polymerase II; brain development. Gene Ontology annotation, cellular component: nucleus. Gene Ontology annotation, molecular function: RNA polymerase II cis-regulatory region sequence-specific DNA binding; zinc ion binding; DNA-binding transcription factor activity, RNA polymerase II-specific. The transcript has 11 exons.
AUGCAACACUGAAAGAUGGGAAACAAGAGGGAGCAUUACAUAUGAUUCCAGGAGCGUUUUAUUUUAAUAUUUUAUUUCCAGAUUUAGCAGGGUCGUCAUACAAUAAAAAGUAAAUAAUUUAAAAUAUGUAUUUAAAUAUCAAAAUGCAAAUCAUAUUAUUUGAACAAAUUGACUAUAAACAUCAGCAUCAGUCAUAAGAUCAAGCAGCAAUAAUAAGACAUGCAGGAGAACCGGAAUAAACAAGAAAACAAAAACAAGAAAAACAAACAAGCAAAACAAACAAAUGUCUACAAAUAUGAAUAGUACAGUAAAACGUUUAGGAAAUAUUAUUUUACUGUACAGAUGUGUACAGUAUCUGUAAUACGGUUAAACAAAGCUGAGUCCUUAAUAAAUGUUCUAUGUGAUAUAAUAAAGGCGCGUCUGUAUGUAACUUACAAAUACAAACACAGCAUUUCGGUUUGGCCAAACAAGAAAUUUACUGCACUCAAGAACAAUGUCAGUCUGCUAAACAUUGAACGUUUGGGGAAAAAAUUUAAAAAAUAAAAUAAAAUAAAAAAAAAUAAAAAGACAGGCGAAUAUACGUUCAAACUGCUUUAAAAUAUCAGGGCUGAAGGUUGCCAGUGAGGGUGUCUAGAAAGCAUACGCUUUAAGCCCCAUGAUGGAAAAUCAUCUUGAGUGUAAACAUGCUACAACCACACUCACAAAGGACUGUAAAAAAAAAAAAAAAAAAAAAAAAAAAAGUUCAUUCAAAGUAUUUUCUUAAUUCAGGUAUCUCUGGAAGACGCUCCGCUAUUUUGGCCAAGUUCAACUUUGGUCAGUGCUAUGUUUUUGUUCCUUGUCACUCUCAAACAGUCAGACGUGUCAGUUUCGGCCGCAGUGUCAUCAAUAUUUUUGGUGAAAAAUGUGUAUCUGAAAUAUCUCCGCCAUGGUAAGCCUUAAUCUCUUUUGUCCACCAUAUAACUCUACCAUGUUGGUUUAAAUCAUUUACAUGCGAAGCAGUUUAAUGAUAACCCGAAAGGCAAAGGUGCGCUUUUUUCCUUUCUCCUUUCCUUUCUCCUUUUUUUUUCUUUUUUUUUUUUUUUUUUUUGCAAGGACCACUUGGUCCGCAGGCGCUUGGCUCCUGUGAAAGAGUUGAUGCGCUGCUUGAUCCCACUGGUCAGGCUGAACAUAAGAGGGCGCUCCCAUUGCACCUGGCUGUGCUGCCCUAUCCACCCUAGACGCACGGAGAGCCGGACACCAAGCUCUCAUGUGGGAUGUAAUGGUAAACAGCGCACCCUUGACAGUUUCAUUCAAUCGAGCAUAAUAAAAACAAAUAUAAAAAUAAACGUAAACAAAUUGCAUUCUAAUAAAUAAAAAUAUUGCAAUGAAACUUGUUUUUUUUUUCUCCUCGCAGCUUCAUGGAAAACCAGUUAAUUCGCGUCAAAAACCUCUUUAACGUAUCUAUUUCGAGAACUUAAAACGAAUAUUGAAAACUUUUACGAGGCAUCCUUAUAUCAGUGGCGAUCACUGUGUAGAAUCCAACCGACAGGUUCUGUGUGUCACUUAUUUAAGGUAUCAUUAUAACUAAAGAAAAACAUCUCAUUUGGAUUUGGAAAAAAACAGCCACGUGCUUUGUUUUGUGCCUCAACCUUGUGCUUCCCGUCCACCUGCAAUAUAGUUAUUAUUAUUAUUAUUAUUUGGAAAUAUUUCCAUGGCAUAAACUCGCUCUGUUUCCUAAAGAAAGCCUGAUGCCCUUUUCAUCUCUGUUUACCAAGCCUGAACACAUGACUGACACCCUCCUUGUUAAUAUUGCAGCCUAUGAACACCUUAAAUCCCCAAAUCCUAAGGAAUAUAAUGGUCGUCAUCUCUUUAUAAAGUUAUAUGACUUUUUCUCGAUAGCAGCUUUUAUCUUUAAAUACUUUCACCCCUGCUCAUUUCCUCUGUUUCCGUUUGUGCUUUGUCUGGGGUUUUGCACGUGCGUGCGUAAACACGCGCGUGGACCCGGGCACGCGUGCACGGCGGCUUAUAAAAUAACAUGAAUUUAAUUCAAUUUGAUAUGAAUGCAUUAAAAUAAAUAUUUCUAAAAGUUGACGAGUGGAGCACGUGGGUCAGAGACAGUCCCGUCACAGGGCAACGGUUCAGGCGAUUAUGGGGCUCUGCCCUCUGUCUGAAUGCACUGUUUUGUUCAUGGCAGCUCUGGCGAUGGUCAAGCACUUCCAUGCGCCCCAUAUCUACGGAGCAUUUUGCAUUUUAAGCUACUCUCCCUUUCUUUGUCAUAUCCACGGGCUGUCAUAGCCACAGGUUGUGUUGAAUUUGCAAUGCCACUCAUCGAUGUAUGCCUAUUGAGGCUGGCACGUGGACAGUUAUCCUUCCCACUGAGAGGCGCAAUUGAAUGCUGGUAACACAAAAGCGUCAGACCCUGUCAGUUCCCCCCUUUUCUCUUUUCACUGGUGCACAGGCCCUAAAAGCAUCAAGGCCUCCGUCUGCCUGGUCCUCUUUUGAUUUAGCCAACACUACACUCAAUAUGGCCACUGAUGGAGUAUUGUCAAUCAGGCCUUUGCAUAAAUUUGUAAACUGAAGUUUGCAUUGUUAGGCUUCAGGCCACUGACUGGCUCAAAGCUGCCUCCUACAAGCCUCAAAUUACACCACACUCUUUUAUUAUCUCGUCGCCCCUUUAACUCCUCUCGCACGCUAUUUUCAACCUAUUCAUUUUUACAAUCUCUUCUUCCCGGGAGAGCAGACACGUCGCAAAUCCUCGAGAUUCCUGCAGCCUGUCUCUCACACUGCGAAGGGGGAGAAAAAAAACGCGAGCUUCUCGACGGGCCGAUGCAGUUUUCUUGUUUUUUUUUCUUUCUUUCUUUCUGAGAGGGGGAUGCCUGCUAUACUACAACAGAUGCUGCAUUGCUUGAAAACAGGUAUCAGUGCCUGCCGCGGCUCGUGGAAGGCAAGUGCCGAGGAAAUGCCGUGUUACAGCACACCAUAUAUUUUACCAGCAGUGAGAGGUUGGGAGAGAGGGAGAGGGAACGAGAGAGAGAGAGAGUGGGGGGAGAGGGACAGAUAGAGGGAGAGAGAGAGAGAGAGACCGAUGGAAGGGGGGAGUUUGGUCUCGGCCAUAUAGGCUACAAUGUAAGAAGUUUGAUUUUCAUAGGCUCUUCAAAGGAAUAUGUGCUAUUGGAUCUGUGGAAACGCCGCGUCCCAUGAGGGUUUCAUAACCUUUCUAACCUUUAAGUCAGGGGCCCCCAGAAAAUAUAAAAUAUAGUCUAUAUAUUUCAUCAGCCACCUUCGCGGCGUCACAUCUUAACGUAUCAGCUGCGCGCAGCCUCGAAAAUAAAAACACAUUUAUCUCUGCGUUUCUAUCCAUCUGGAGAAAUAACGCAUCUCAGGCCGUUUUUAUUAACCCAUAUAUGUUUAUUUUUUUUCUGACGUCGCGCUGCAAUGGCUACUUUGAGAAUGCUUGAAUGCAGAAUUCGAGUGUUGCCAUUUGUCCACCACCUCUGCAUCGGAAUUCGACAUAUGGACGCGUAUCCGUAUUGUUUCAGUCCACACAGCAGGUUGUGUGAUCAGUGAAACCUGCAGCUUGUAUUCAGUGGACCAGGACUCUAUAUGGACCUGUUUGCGCAGAAAGUGUGCAUACUGAGAGUGAGGGAUUGUCCAUUUCCUCCGAGAAUCAACAAUACAAUUAUCAUAACAAAGAGCACUGAGAGACUCAAAGGUUGAUUUUAGCAAUACAGUCCUUUCAUUCGGGGGUAAACGAUGGGACAUCAGUUACAGAGUGCUGUAUGCGGGGGGCUUAUUGAGAAAAACAAACAACAAAUUUACGGUGAUCAUAAAGGGCGCGUAGAAAUGUCUAAUCACGAGACACCUCAAAAUGAAGGCUGACACUGACCAUCUGGGCUUCCUGUCAUAAUAUCAGCAAAAUUAUAGCAUUCAGGCCGGAGCUGACCAAACCUCCUUCUACAUCUGUAUCCCACAUUUAUAGUGGCAUUGUUAUUAUUUAAGAGGACCUAUUGACAACGUCUCCCCAUCAGUUUGGCGAUUCAUGCCACGGUUGCCUUUUCCCCCCCAUCACCCUCCUCUGUCACAGCUACACAUUUUGUGCAGGGUAAGAAUUACACCUAUUCAUAUUUUCUAAAUACCUGUCCACAUUGUACAUGUGGUAAAAAUUUAAAUUAAGUCUCGCAUCCAGAUGUAGCGAGACUUCAACAAGUAUUUAUAAAAAAGGAGCAGAACUUGCUUUGCAUGCUACUGUACUUCACUCAGGAGUUGUCCAAUUUCACUAUGGAAAAAAAUAAUAAUCUGUAUAUAUUUUUAAACCCUUGUGUUAGACGUGUUCCCUCGCGUAGUUAAAACAAUACAUUUCUUUAAAGCCACAUUGCAAUAAAAUAUUAGACAGAAUUUAAGUUACUUUGGAGCUGACAGCUACUAUUAAAAACGACACGCCUUUCAUAUCCUCUCCGCCACCUCCAUAUUUUGUCUAUGCCAUAUUUUGCAAAGCUGGAUUUAAAAUUUCGUUGGGAGCUUUAAUUUUUUGCAGUUUUAUUUUAAAUGAAUGAAUAUGUGCAUGCACGUCAUGUGUGAGUUAAGGAACACAUAUUGCAAGUUGACUUCAAUCGUGUCUGUCGUGUCAGUAAAUUUAUAUAUUAAAUACACAGUGCAGAGAUAUCUUUUUGUGAUCUAAGCACAAUAAAAUAUACGGAGAUUUCUUUAAAUGUCCUGCACAGGUCGAAUUACAUGAAAUUUAUUAAAGUUAAAAAUUUGAAGCUACGCCCGAGGAGUGUUUCAUGUCAACUUCUGACUCUGAGCAAGUGGUAUUUCUCUUAAUGCUUAAAAUACAUAUUUACCGGCGCAAAUAGAUUGUUGGCUCUGAUAAUAUCCAUGUGUCAACUGUACUUACGAUAAGCUCUGUUCUUUGCAGAUUACAAUAGUGCACGGUGGCAGCAUAUAUGUUGCUGCUACAGUACAGCUUUGCAUAGAUGCACAAUUCGCUUUAAACGUGCUUUAAUUAUUUGACAAGUGCUUGUUUCACUUGCUUACAAACUGUUUUCCUGCGUGCGUGCGAGCGGGACGCUCUCCGAUUCAGUCACACAUUUCCAUUUUGGACAUUUCUGCCGCCGGAACUCAGUUAUGUUUUUCAAUAAGUUGUUCAAACGUGUAAAACUCACGAGAAACAGCUUUGAGUGAACAGCCUGGACACGACUAAAAUGAAAGUCGGAGUCUGAAAGAAGCGGAGGAAAAUAAAGCACGAUCGCUUGUGUACUUUUAGUGGCCGCGGUAUGUGCAUAUCUUUUAUUUUUAAAAAGAAAAAAAAAACGUUUUUAAAAGUGGAGAAAAGAGCGGAGGGAAAAAAGCUGCGCCCGUAGUCGGGCUUUGCCUGCUGCGGCUGCCUGCUCCAGUAUUAACUUUCACUGUCUUCCGUCUAAUCAAACUCUUACUUUCCGCUGUUCUUAAUUCCAUAUUUUCAAUUCCUGAUCAUUACUUUCCUCCUUUUUCUAUUUGUAUCUAUCCAUCCAUCCCUCCCUCCCUCCUCUUUCUCCCUCCCUCCCUCCCUCUCUCUCCCGAGCUCUCUCCUUUGCUGAAUCUUAUUGAUCCAGAAGGCGGCUAAUUAGCCCUUCCCUUCGUGCCUGUGUAAUGAAGCACAUGCGCACUGAAUUAAUCACAGCCAUUUUUUGCAGGAAACUAAUUAGCAGGAAUAAAGAUCCAAAGAGUUUUUUCUUUUCAAUCAUCAGAUCUCACUUUCACCUCUUCCUCGCUCCCUCUAACACAAGACUCAUCGCCUGCUUUGCAUCCAAAUUAUUUUUAUAUUGCCUUUAACAACUAAUAGUACCUACUUCGUUUUUUACACUCCGCAACAACAAUGAUCUUUCUUUUGCCACCCUAAGCGCAAACUGACCAAAAGGGGACUGCCUUGAUGGGAUCUUUAGCUAAAUCAUCUCAAUACUGGAUUAAAAAGCGAGGAUCACAAAGCGGCAGCGAGAAAUUGCCUGGAUGCGAUGAACGCCUCAUGUAGGCAUCAGCAUGGACAGCUGUGAGUCUCCCGUGGUUUCUGGGACAGACGAUGGGCUCGGCUCCUCCCAGCAGCAGCAACCACCACAGCCCUGGAACGAUCACUCUAGCUCACAGGUCUCUUGCACCAACCAGGCCCCUUCCCUGGACCCCCUAUCUCUCACAGCUCCCUACCCUUCACAACCCCAAAACUCCAUUGCACCUCAUGACGGGGUGAGAGAACUACAGUCCCAGCAGCAGCAGCCAAAACAGACAUCACCCCAGGCCCAACGUGACAGCUCUGCCACAAGUCAGCUGCAUCCUAGAGGAGAGGGUCUUGAGGAAGAAGAGCAAGAAGGAGUGAGCUGUGGAGAAGAGGAAGAAUCUGAGGACUUGGAUGAAAUGGAGAUAGACAGCUGUUUUCAGAGUCUUCAACACUUUCCUGGGGUGCCAUUAGCUUCAGGCGGAGGGGGCAUGCCCACUCUUCUGCGACAUCAGCCCACACAACAGCAGGGACCACCAGAGAGCGGGAGUGAGGAAGGAGAUGAGGAAGAGGAAGAGGAGAGCAGUGAUGUGGAGAAUCUGGCUGGAGAGAUAGUCUACCAGCCGGAUGGCUCAGCCUACAUCGUGGAGAGCCUCAGUCAGUUGAUCCAAAGUAGUGGAGGCAUGGUACCCGGCCUGCUUCCCACAAACUCUCUCACGAGUGGGGGAAAACCUGGGGAACCUGCUGGGACUUCCUCUUCGGUGUACCCACAGAUCAUCAACACGUUCCACAUAGCCUCGUCCUUUGGGAAGUGGUUUGGCAAUUCAGACCAAGGUUUUCCCAAUACCUCAACAAUGGCAGGUCUCAGCCCUGUCCUGCACAGUUUCCGUGUCUUCGAUGUGCGGCACAAAAGCAACAAGGAUUACCUGAACAGCGAUGGGUCUGCCAAGAAGUCCUGUGUAUCCAAAGAUGUUCCUAACAACGUGGAUUUCUCCAAAUUCGAUGGGCUAGCCCUGUAUGGCAAGGGUAAGCCCAUUCUCAUGUGUUUUCUCUGCAAGCUAUCCUUUGGCUAUGCCCGUUCCUUUGCCACUCACGCUGUCCAUGAUCACCGCAUGACACUGAGUGAGGACGAGCGACGGCUACUAGGGGACAAGCAUGCAUCUGCCAUCAUCCAGGGCAUUGGGAAGGACAAAGAGCCCCUCAUUAGUUUCCUGGAACCAAAAAAUAAGAGCACCCCUCUGCCUCCUACCCUGCUCCCCAUUAACUCUGGACAGAGCUUCUAUGGCACAUUUAGUGGUGUCCAUCUGGAGCCUGGAAAUAGCAGCGGGGGCAAUGAGACCCUCUUAAAUAAAGACUCCGACUCUGGCCCCCAGCAACAGCAGCAGCAACAAAGCCCACUAGGCUCUGUCCUCUCUCUUGGAGGGUUGAGCAUUCCCAAAGCAUCCACUCUUACCUCAUCCCCAGGCUCUGCCAAAGACUCCAGUGCCCUGCCCAAACAGGGAGGGAGAACAGAGGAGCCUUCUGGGAAAGAGUUGGCAUGUAAGAGUGAGGAUGGGAGCGAUGAAAGACAUGAAAGCAAGGCACAUCUAUCUAGUCAGAUGGGGGGCUCUGAAGAAGAGGAGGAAUUGUUAUUAGGGGAGGAUGAAGAUGAGGUGGAGGCAGAAAGAACUGCAGUGGCCUGUGGUGGUACCAGUAGCAGCGGCGGGGGUGAUGCGGGGGAACCAGCUGUCUCAAACCAAAGCAUUUCCAAAUCUCCUUUAUUAAUGCCUAGUAGCACUCUCCAGCCUUCUGCCUGCACCUCUGCAGUCAGUUCCACACUCAACAGCAAAGCCCUUGCUUCCAUUUCCUCCUCUGUCAAGGAAGAGGGUUCAGCUGCAGACGGUGGGGGGAGGACCUCAGAGCUCCCUCUGAGCUUUAACUGCCAGGGACCCACUGUUCCCAUGGCAAUGGCGGCAUCCGCCGUCAGAAGGAGCGAGGAUGACACUGCUGGCACUUCCUCCUCGCCUCUGUCCUCCAAUGCUGCUGCUGAUGAAAGUGCCAAUCGAGAUAGUGCCACAGCUCCAGAACCAAAUGAUUGCCAGGCAGAGGGAGAGGAGGAAAAUGGAGCCCUUCUGCACCAUCACCACAUGCACCACCAUCAUCAUCACCUCCACCCUUCAUCUCAUGGCCACUCCCACCCCCUCCCAGGGGCUUCCUGUGACAUAACAGGAAUGGGUGAGUGUUCGCAAAACCAUGGGCAUGGUGGCGGUGGAGGAAGUGGAGUAGAAUGCCCUAAAUGUGACACCAUUCUAGGUUCCUCGCGCUCCUUGGGUGGUCAUAUGACCAUGAUGCAUUCACGCAACUCAUGCAAGACACUUAAGUGUCCCAAAUGCAACUGGCAUUAUAAGUACCAGCAGACGUUGGAGGCCCACAUGAAAGAGAAGCACCCAGACUCUGGAGGUUCCUGUGUGUAUUGCAGCAGUGGUCAGAGUCACCCUCGUCUAGCUCGUGGAGAAAGCUAUACUUGUGGAUAUAAGCCCUUCCGGUGUGAGGUAUGUAACUACUCCACCACCACAAAGGGCAAUCUAAGCAUCCACAUGCAGUCGGAUAAGCACCUGAACAACAUGCAGACACUGCAGAAUGGAGGCUCAAUUGGCUCUGCGCAGGAGCAGGUGUUUGGACAUAACCCAGGAGGUGUGGUGGCCGUCCCGUCAGUGACACAGGCCAGUAGCCAUCACCCUCCCCACCACCAUCCUACACAGUCCUCUGCCCAUAUGUCUGGACCAUGUGGGGCGCCCUCCCCCACCAAGCCGAAGAGCAAACCGACUUGGCGGUGUGAGGUGUGUGACUACGAGACCAAUGUGGCAAGGAACCUGCGUAUCCACAUGACCAGUGAGAAGCACAUGCACAACAUGAUGCUACUCCAACAGAAUGUGACACAAAUGCAGCAUGGACGACUUGGCUUGGGAGCCAUGCCUUCGCCCUCUGAGGCUGAACUCUACCAAUAUUACCUGACCCAGAACAUGAGCCUUCCACCAGGCCUCAAGAUAGACCCAGCUGGAGCCGAGGCCCAGUUCUUGAUGGGGAGCUUUCAUCUGGAUCCCAACAUGGCUGCUCUGGCCCCUGCACUUGUAGGUGGGGAAAUCCCUAUGGAUGUGCGGCUGGGCGGUGGGCAGUUGGUGUCUGAAGAACUGAUGACCCUUGGAGAAAGUCUAUCUCAAACUACAGAUCCCUCCCUCAAGCUCUUCCAGUGCGCUGUGUGCAACCGCUUCACCACUGACAACCUGGAUGUGCUUGGCAUGCAUAUGGGAGCUGAACGCAGCCUGCCAGAGGAGGAGUGGCGUGCUGUGGUGGGAGAUUCUCACCAGUGCAAGUUGUGCCACUACACCACUCAGCUCAAGGCCAACUUCCAGCUGCACUGUAAAACAGACAAGCAUGUGCAAAAGUACCAGCUUGUGGCCCACAUCAAAGAAGGGGGCAAAGGCAAUGAAUGGCGCCUGAAAUGUGUGGCCAUAGGUAAUCCAGUGCACCUGAAGUGCAACGCCUGCGACUACUACACUAACAGCCUGGAGAAGCUGAGGAUGCACACUGUCAAUUCCCGCCACGAGGCUAGCCUCAAACUAUACAAGCACCUGCAGCAGCACGAAAACGCGGUGGAGGGUGAUGCCUGCUACUACCAUUGUGUGCUUUGCAACUACUCGACCAAGGCCAAGCUCAACCUGAUCCAGCAUGUGCGCUCCAUGAAGCACCAACGCAGCGAGAGCCUCAGGAAGCUUCAGCGCUUGCAGAAGGGCCUGCCGGAGGACGACGACGACCUCAGCUCCAUCUUCACCAUUCGCAAAUGCCCUUCUUCAGAUACAGGAGAGCUGAGCGAGGAUGUGGAGGCUGCUAGUGAGACCACCACAGACCAGGAGGACCAAACCAAAGACAGAGAAAGUGGGGGGGAGAAGGAGCUCACCAAAGGGACAGCUUUGUCCGGCCACUUGGAACGGCACCAGUCAGAUUCCCCGAUUCCUUCUAAAAGGCCCUCUUCACGGUCAGAGACCUCCGAGAGCCCACUCUCCUCGAAACGUCCCAGGACAGCGGAGAAGGGUGCUGCGGAGCAGAUGUACCAGUGCCCCUACUGCAAGUUCACCAACACGGACCUGAAUCGCCUCAGAAUGCACGUGAUGACGCAGCACUCUGUCCAGCCCAUGUUACGCUGCCCUUUAUGCCAGGACAUGCUCAACAACAAGAUCCACCUGCAGUUCCACCUCACACACCUCCACAGUGUGGCGCCUGACUGUGUUGAUAAGCUUAUUGCCACAGUGACAGCAUCUGAAGUGUUACCAGCCAGCAUGUUCAUACCUGUACCUAGUUCGGAUAGAGAGUCCCAGAGCACCCCACAUGCGCCAGCCAACUCUAACUCUGAAGAAACAAAAAAGCAAGCUGAUGCAUCCGAAGCUGAUCCAGAAAAGGGUGUAUCACUCCCAACAGAAACGGCUGAAGCCCGCAAGUCACCCCUGGAAGAUCAGCAGUCUGAAAGGGAUGAUGCCACAGGAUUCCUGUGCUGGAAGAAAGGCUGUAAUCAAGUGUUCAAGUCCUCCAACUCCCUCCAAAUGCACUUCAAUGAAGUUCACAACAAAAGGCCCCAGUUGCCUGUUUCAGAUCGUCAUGUCUACAAGUACCGCUGUAACCAGUGCAGCCUGGCCUUCAAGACUGUGGAGAAAUUACAACUCCAUUCACAGUACCAUGUGAUCAGGGCAGCCACCAUGUGCUGCCUUUGCCAGAGAAGUUUCAGAACACUGCAGGCCUUGAAGAAGCAUUUAGAAACCAGUCACCUGGAGUUGAGUGAAGCUGAUAUCCAGCAACUAUAUGGGGGAUUAUUGAUGAAUGGCGACAUUAUGGUAAUGGGUGAUCCAUCCCUUGGAGAGGAGCAGGGGAGUCUGGGAGAAGAUGACAAGGAGGGAGAUGAAAGUGAUCCAGAGGAAAAACAAAGCCCAACUGGCAGUGACUCAGGCUCACUACAGGAAGAUUCUGGAUCUGAACCUAAGCGUGCUUUGCCAUUCAGAAAGGGACCCAACUUUACAAUGGAGAAGUUCUUGGAUCCGUCUCGUCCUUUCAAGUGCACUGUAUGCAAAGAGUCUUUUACACAGAAGAACAUUCUUCUGGUUCACUAUAAUUCUGUCUCCCACCUGCACAAGGUGAAGAGGGCUCUUCAGGAAUCCACUACUGGUCAGCCUGAGCCUACCAGCAGCCCUGACAAUAAGCCAUUCAAGUGCAGCACUUGUAAUGUGGCUUAUAGCCAGAGUUCUACUUUGGAAAUUCACAUGCGCUCUGUUCUACACCAGACCAAAGCUAGGGCAGCCAAACUUGAAGCAGCAGGAGGAAUCACUAGCUCUGCAAGCACUACUGGUUUAAGCGGUGGAGGUUCCAGCAUGAGUACUUCAACAUCUAGUCCAAGCCCAGCCAGCAACUCAACUACAAGCUCUAAUAACCACAGUUCUUCUGGGUCUCAAGCAACUCAGAAUAUUCUUGGGGGUAACCACAUGAACCAGACUCAUAACAUUGAAAGCCUGGGUAAUUCUACAGUGAGCUGCCAUUCCUCACCAUCUGAGAAUCAUGAAGUAAAAAAGUCCAAAUUCUCAGAUAUUCUCUCUGCUAGGGGGCAGCAACAACAACAACAACAACAACAACAACAACAACAACAACAGCAACAGCAGCAGCUUCAGCAACAACAGCAACUGGCUCAGGCGCAAGCCCAAGCUCAAGCCCAGCUUCAGCAAGAGCUCCAGCAGCAGGCUGCUCUUUUGCAAUCGCAGCUAUUCAACCCAGCACUUCUGCAGCACUUCCCAAUGACAACCGAUGCACUUCUCCCCCUGCAACAGCAGCAGUUGCUGUUUCCUUUCUAUAUCCCUGGAGCAGAGUUUCAGCUAAACCCAGAGAUCAGCAACUCAGCACUAGGCCUAGCAGGAUCCUCCACAUCCUCACUGCUGGAAGAUCUGAAGAACUCAGCCCAGCAGGCCCAGCAAAGUUGCUUGCAGCAGCAACUGAUGCACCACCACCUUCAGCAGCAGCAGCAGCAGCAGCAACAGCAGCAGCAGCAACAGCAACAACAGCAGCAGCAGUCACACUCGCAACUCCAGAGUCAGAUGGCAUUACUGCAACAGAGUGCAUCUCUCCUCCAGCAGGCUGAGAAGAAGCAGAAACAUUCCUCCUCUCAGAAUGAGAAGGACAGAGAAAUGCAACGAGAGAAGGAUACCACUGAAAAAAUUGAAGAACAUAUAAACAAAGAUUCUACAGACGGCAAGCCAAAAGAAAAGAAGGACAUUCAGCAUAUUUCAAUAAACCUAAAUCAUGAUACCGGCUUGCCUCCACCAAGGAUUGCCUCCGAUGCUCGAGGAAAUGCAACUAAAGCCCUGCUGGAAAAUUUUGGGUUUGAGUUAGUAAUUCAGUACAAUGAAAAUAAGCAGAAAGCACAGAAAAAGACAGCUGGACCUACUGGAUCAAGCGGUCCAGGUGGAAUAACAAGAGUGGUGGACCCCAUUGAAGGAUUAGAGAAACUGGAAUGUGAAGCCUGUGGCAAGCUGUUUUCAAACAUACUGAUUCUAAAGAGUCACCAGGAGCAUAUCCACCAGGCCUUCUUUCCAUUUCGGUCCCUUGAGAGAUUUGCCAAGGAAUACAGAGAGCAUUAUGAUAAACUCUAUCCACUGAGACCUCCUACACCAGAGGCUGCUCAGGCUCCUCCACCACCACCACCUCCACCACCUCCUCCUCCUCCACCCCAAAGAGCUCCCACACCAAAUAUUCCCGUUUCUUCUGCCUCGCUCACACCUCCAACUGUAGCUACCCAACAGCCAUCAGUUCAAAUGACACAAAUACCCAUGCCAAUGGAUUUGCCACUCUUCUCGCCACUUAUGAUGCAGCCCAUGUCUCUCCAGUCUUUACAGACUCAGUUGCCUCCCCAGUUACCCUCUGUGGAGCCGAACUUGGCAUCAGACUUGGCCCAGCUAUAUCAGCAACAACUUACCCCUGCCAUGCUACAGCAGCAGCAGCAGAACAAGAGGCCACGGACCCGCAUCACUGAUGACCAGCUUAGGGUCCUGCGACAGUACUUUGACAUCAACAAUUCACCAAAUGAAGAACAGAUUAAAGAGAUGGCGGACAAGUCAGGGCUGCCACAAAAAGUCAUAAAGCACUGGUUCAGAAACACUCUAUUUAAAGAACGUCAACGCAAUAAAGACUCACCUUACAAUUUCAAUAAUCCCCCAACAACAACUCUUGAAGACACAAAAAUUGAUUCCAAACCUCCUUCUCCUGAACCUCAGAAACAUGAAUUGUAUGGAAGUAAGAGAUCAUCCAGGACAAGGUUUACUGACUACCAGCUAAGAGUUCUGCAGGACUUCUUCGAUGCCAAUGCUUAUCCUAAAGAUGAUGAAUUUGAACAGCUUUCCAACCUCUUGAGCCUCCCUACACGUGUUAUUGUUGUGUGGUUCCAAAAUGCUCGCCAGAAGGCAAGGAAGAAUUAUGAAAACCAGGGUGAUGGGGUAAAAGAGGGUGAAAGACGAGAGCUGUCAAAUGACCGAUAUAUUCGCACAUCAAAUCUGAACUACCAGUGCAAGAAAUGUAGUCUGGUUUUCCAGCGUAUAUUUGAUUUAAUAAAACACCAAAAGAAGCUGUGCUACAAAGAUGAAGAUGAGGAUGGACAGUAUGACAGCCAAAAUGAGGAUUCACUGGAUUUCUCCAAUGAAUGUUAUACUCCCUCUGGGUCUUCCUGUCACACCCCAAUGCCCUCUUCUUCAAGUCUCUGCCCACUUCCUCCCUCGACUUCAGCAUUCUCACACCUCCCCUCCACUGAGAGAGAGGAGGCAUCACCAGCAAGCACCUCAAACGUCUAUGACGAGAAACCCAAGCAGUUACCAGAAAUUUCUGCUGAUCCACGAGAAAACCAAACCACUAUCAAGCAGGAAAUUGUGCACCAAACCCAGUCUGAGGCACAACACCAUAGGUCCCAAAGAGAGGAUAAAGCCCAAAAUGUUUCCAAGUCCAUCAAGCAUUCAUCUCCUUCCUUCUCUCAGCAGCAACAGCAGUGUGGUCCCUCAGCCUCUCAGACAAGCCAGGCCUCUUCUCAAAGCUCUCACAUGAGCCUCAAUUCACACCUGGCAUCUGCCACACAACAACUGGCACAACAGAUGAUCCCGUACCAGUGUGAGCAGUGCAAGAUUGGCUUUCCCUCUUUUGAGCACUGGCAGGAACACCAGCAAUUACACUUCCUUUCUGUUCAGAAUCAAUUCAUCCACCCUCAAUUCCUGGACCGUCCAAUCGACAUGUCUUUCAUGCUAUUUGAUCCAAGCAAUCCUCUCCUGGCAAGUCAGCUACUCUCUGGGGCAAUGCCACAGAUUCCCAGCAGCUCUGCCACCUCUCCGUCCACCCCGACCUCCACCAUGAACUCGUUAAAGAGGAAGUUAGAAGAGAAAGCUAGCACUAGCCCAGGAGAGAACGACAGCACAAACAGCGGAGAAGAGCCACAGAGAGACAAGCGGCUCAGAACCACCAUCACUCCUGAGCAGCUUGAGAUACUUUACCAGAAGUAUUUGCUAGAUUCAAAUCCUACUCGUAAGAUGCUUGACCACAUUGCUCAUGAGGUAGGGUUGAAAAAGAGAGUAGUGCAAGUCUGGUUCCAGAACACCAGAGCCAGAGAGAGGAAAGGCCAAUUUAGAGCAGUGGGUCCGGCGCAAGCUCAUCGUAGGUGCCCUUUUUGUCGAGCUCUUUUUAAAGCAAAAACUGCUCUUGAGGCACACAUUCGCUCUCGUCACUGGCAUGAAGCCAAACGUGCUGGAUAUAAUUUAGCACUUACUGGUAUGUUACCCGAUCAGGAGAGCAUGCAAAUAAAAAUGGAUGCUCUGGAUGCAUCAGGUUACUCCCAACUAGCCCCCACUACAAAUAGUGAUGGACAAAGCUCCUCCAUGUCACCAGUGAACAAAGGCAUGGAUCUGUCUCCAAGGGGUCUACUGAGCCCUUCAUCCAUCAAAGUUGAAGGAAUGGAAGAUUUUGAGAGCGCAACCAUGUCCUCUGUGAACCUCAGCUUUGAUCAGAACAAACUUGAUAAUGACGACUGCUCCUCUGUAAAUACAGCCAUCACAGACACAACCACAGGUGAUGAGGCCAAUGCUGAUAAUGACAGUGCUGAUGUAAAGCACAACCAGAACAGUGGUGAUUACCUGUCUAAGUCUGGAGGCACAAGCUCCAUCCUUGAAAAUGAUGACCAGAUGUCCUCAGGGCUGGUAAGCCCUGCAACAAGCUAUUAUGCUAAGGACUAUGAGAAUGAAAAUAUUAUUGACCACAGUGAGACGUCCAGCCUGGCUGACCCUUGCUCACCAAGUCCUGGAGCCUCAGGUACCAGGAGCAUUGAUAGUGGAGAUCGGCCAGGUCAAAAGCGCUUCCGAACCCAGAUGACGAACCUCCAGCUGAAAGUGUUGAAAUCUUGCUUUAAUGACUACAGGACUCCCACGAUGCUGGAAUGCGAGGUACUUGGCAACGACAUUGGACUUCCAAAGAGAGUGGUUCAGGUGUGGUUUCAAAAUGCCCGUGCCAAGGAGAAGAAGGCAAAGCUCAACAUGGCUAAGCACUUCGGAAUAAAUCAGACGUCUUACGAGGGGCCGAAGACCGAAUGCACUUUGUGUGGUGUCAAGUACAGUGCUCGCCUCUCUGUUCGUGAUCACAUCUUCUCCCAGCAACACAUCUCUAAGGUAAAGGAUACAAUUGGCAGCCAGAUCGAUAAGGAGAAAGAAUACUUUGACCCAGCCACUGUCCGCCAACUUAUGGCCCAGCAAGAGAUGGACCGCAUUAAAAAGGCCAAUGAAGUUUUAGGACUGGCACAGCAGCAGGCCAUGCAGCAGCAGGGAAUGUUUGAUAAUCCUGCAAUGCAGGCUCUGAAUCUCCAGUCAGCCUAUCCAAAUCUGCAAGGCAUCCCACCUGUCCUUUUGCCAGGGGUUGGCAGCCCCUCUCUUUCCAGCUUUAACUCAUCUAAUUCAGCUUUAACUCCUCCGAAACCUUCAAACCUCCUGAACAUGCCUGGUGCCAGUGUUCCCUCACCUAGCCUCCCCACGUCUGGAUUACCCAACAAGCCUCCUUCCUCAUCAUCUCUUGCUGCAUCCAGCCCAGCCCAGACCAACACGUCUGCUUCUCACUCAAGCCCCACCUCAACAUCCAACUCCACUUCCACAACGACCCAGUCGAGUUUGCGAUCUGAACCACCCAAAGAACGUGAUGCUGAGAGGGUAAGAGAGAAGGAGAAGGUCAAGGAAAAGACAGAGAAGCCUUCAACCCCAUCAUCAACUGGAAGCACCCCUGCCCCUUCCACUUCUGCUGCCAGCGCCAAGAAAGAGAAACCAGACACAGCUGUUCCUGCCACGUCUAUGCCCACACCUGGCAUGGAAUAUAUAGUUGAUCCUGCCCAGCUCCAGGCCCUGCAGGCUGCUUUGGCAUCAGAUCCCACUGCUCUUCUCACAAACCAGUUUUUGCCCUACUUCAUGCCUGGCUUCUCCCCAUAUUACACCCCGCAGAUCCCAGGGGCUCUUCAAGGGGGCUAUCUGCAACCAAUGUAUGGUAUGGAAAGUCUCUUCCCUUACAAUCCAGCAUUGUCACAAGCACUGAUGGGCCUGUCUCCAGGGUCCCUACUGCAGCAUUACCAGCAAUAUCAGCAGAGCUUGCAGGAGGCACUACAGCAGCAGCAGAGGCAGCUUCAGCAGAUCCAGCAACCCAAGGCGAGCCAAACUCCAGUUCCCCCUCAAACCUUGGGGGAUCGCAAAGAUUCUGCCAAAGAUCCAGUGAAAGCAGGAGAGCAAAAGGGCAACCAUCAUAGUCAACCCCCCACUUCGUCCUCCUCUUCUUCCUCCUCCUCUCAUAAUAAAGUACCCUCUGAGCAGAACGAGAUGGAUGGCAAAGCUGUGGACCCCCUUCUAGACCAGUACAUCGUCCCCAAGGUGCAGUAUAAACUGGCAUGCCGCAAGUGUCAAGCUGUUUUCACCAAGGAAGAAGCGGCUGUUACCCAUCUUAAAUCUAACUGUUUUUUCGGUCAGUCUGUGGCAAACCUGCAAGAGAUGUUGCUGCGUGUCCCCAGCGGCGUAGGUGUAGGGGCUGGAAGUCUCUAUGACUGCCUGGCUUGUGACACUACGUUGGACGGGGAAAAAGCACUCAGUCAACACCUGGAAUCGGCAUUGCACAAACACAGAACAAUCAAGCGAUCAGUCAGAAAUGCCAAAGAGCACGCUACUAGUUUAUUACCUCACUCUUCAGCCUGCUUCCCCAGUCCUAACACCGCAUCUACCUCGCAGUCUGCCACUCAUCCCAUCAGCAGCCCCCCACCCCCGCCAACAACAUCAGCCACCAUGCCAUCCUCUGCUGUCUCCUCCUCUCUGUGCUCCUCCUCUACUACCCCACUCAACACCACAGCUGCCGGCAAAUCCUGGCCCCAGGCCCCUUUCUCCAGAGCUUUAGCUGGGAAGCCCAAUGCUAGUCCCUCCUCUUCUUCCUCCUCGUUUCCUCCAGUGUCCUCACCUUCAACGGUUACCUCAAGUUCAUUGAGCACCUCAGGAGUUCAGACCUCGAUACCAACAGACGUCUUUACCGACGAGUCUGACUCUGACAACAGUCAGAAGUCAGCAGACAGGCUGGGAAGGACGGCAGAGGAGCCGCAGCAGCCUGGCUUUGUCAAAGACAGUAAUAGUUGUAGUAGUAAUCUUGCUAGUGUAGGAACAGACUCCAUCAGAUUGUAAAAGAGCUUUCAGUGAUGGACAAUAUUUAAAAAAAAAAACACACAAAAAAAGACAAAAAAAAUCACAAAUGGAAAAAAACAUAAAAAGCAGCAAUGUUAAAAAUACAUUAAAAGUAUACAAACCAAUUUCAGAAAAAGAUGUGUAAAGACUAACUGCAAUUCCAAAGCUUGUAACCAAAAAUUUAAAUGUUAGUGGAUUGUUUUCCCAUAUCAACAUGCUGGUUUUCAUUUUGUAUUUUCUUGUUUUGUUUUGUUUUUGUUUCACUCAACUGAAAUACAUGCAUACUAACGUGUGAGAACAGAAAAGGUCGCUGCAGUUAUGUUUUGGGUAAUGGUAGAGGAAUGCUGUACUGUAAGGCAAUGGACUGCCUCAAAGUUGACAAAUGGCCCAAGAACCCUUUUGAAGAAAUGCGAGUCAACAAGCUGUCCCUUUGUUUUGUAAUAAUUUCUACUUAAUAGCACAGUCACAAAAAGCCAGUAUGUACUGUAUGGGAGAAUAGUCUAUCAGUUUUCUUGCUAUUUAAGCAUUCAGAUACCAAUGGCUUGCAAAAGUAAAAGAAUAAUGUAAUGUCUAUUUUAUUCUCAGGUCAAUAGUUCACAGACGUUUUUUUCUGUUACAGAAAUCCAUGUUUUACACCAUGUAGUUUCCAACAGGAGAUGAGCAUUUCCUUUUCCUUCUGAACUUGAUUUAAUAAUAGAAAGUUUUACGUUGAACUCAAUUUUAAUAAGGCAUUGUUUCUGGGCAUUCAAAAGGGGGUAAAUGAUUUGCUGAUUUUAAUAUUAGAAAUUCUUUUAAAGUGGGACAUUCACAGUCCCAUUGUACCCAGACAAGGAGAGCAUUGCAGACAUAAUAAUGGACGAUAAAAAGAGUUUUGAUUGAAAAAAAAAAAAAAAAUCAACCUUCUGUAUUUAUGAUAGAUAUGAGCAUUUUUGGUGUUAAGUAGAUUGUUGCAUUGGAAAUGAAUUUUAAACAGUAUGGUAGGUUGAAAAAAAAAACUUUGUGUACAUUUAGCUUUUGUAUUGUCCAAUUUUAAUGACACUUCAUUUGAUGUUGUCUUGGUCAUUCCAAUAGUCUAGAUUAUGGACAGGUAAUUUAUCUAAACUUUAUUUCUGUCUUAUUCUCAACUUCUUGGGAAACAUUCACCCAAAUGCCCCUCCUGACAAGGCAGGAUCCUCUUUUAGAAUUAUUUAAAUUUUAGUGUUUGGUUGGUAUUGCGCUAACCAAAAUGAAAAAGAUCCUGGGUGAAAUAUUGAAAGUUUUAUUUUAUUUAAUUUUUGUGUUACCUUUGUGCACUUAUCACUGUCUGACUCCUAUUUCUCACUCUUCUUGUUCCUCUCUUCGCACUUAUUUUUCCUCAGCUCUCCUGUAUUUGUAGAUAUGUAUACUACAAGGCAGGUCUUUUGUUCUUCAUGUAGUGUGGCUACAGUCUUUAUUUUCAUUUUGACAUUUAUGUUGUCAUAAAUGAAAAUGAAAAAAGAAUACUAAUAAUAAUUCUCACGCUUUAAGACAAAAAGAAAAUCCAAAGACUAAACACUUUCACCAUUGGUGCAUAAAGAUGAGAAAAGAGGCUUCUUUAUACUUGAGAAUUUGUUGCUGUUUUUAGAGGAAAGAAAACAAAGUUUUAAAAGAUAAAGGAGUACGCAUCAGAGUUGCCGUUCCUGCUUCUUUGCAAGCAAACAGGUGGCUUUUUUACGUAAAUACCAAAAACCAAAAAGGGCCCUUGUCCUUGCAUUGUGGAGUAGCACCGUUACAGAGCCAUUGCAGUUUGUAAGAUAGAGGUUAUUAAUCUUUGUUUGACUUUUGUCACAUUCAAAUGUCCAUUUUUUUAAGAAAAUGUAUAAGGUCUGGUCUUCAAGGACAUACGUUUUGCUGCUAAUGUAGAAUUUUGAAGAAAAAAAAGAGUACCUAGAUGCAUGCUCAUUUUGCUUUUGGCUAAGCUUUAACUAAAACAAACAAUAAACCAAUUUCUUGCCUCUGCAACACCUUUUUUUUUUUUUUUUUUCUUGUUGCAAAAACGGAACUUUGAAGACUGUGAAUAUAUGUUCCAAAGGACAUUUUGCCGAUUUUCUUUUUGAACAGACCAAUGUUUAAAGCCAAUGAUCUAUAACGUUUGUAAAAAAAAAAACAAAAAAAAAACAGUGCAUUCCAAAUAUCACAAUGGAUUUUUCUUAAGCAAGGACUGAUCCUGUUUCAUUUGAUUGCUUUUAAUUGUCACAAUCUAUAUUAUUAUUUUUUUUCUCUCAUUUUUAAAGUGACUGUAAACUGUUGUGUAAAUUCUUUUGCAUCAUUGGUUGCUGAACAAAGUGACCUCCGUAUGUCAUUUUGUGCUGGCAUGGAACAUUGCUGAAAAUCCCUCCAUCCAGUCAAGGUUGUUGCUCACUUGUUAAGCAAGUAAUAGUGGUUACCAAAAAAUGUAUAUAAUACAUCUGGUACUGACGCGUCUCAUAGGUUUAGUAACGUUUAUGCCAGUCAAUCUACACUAGUCUCAGAGGGAAAUAAUGGCUGUUUUGCUGAGGUGUCGUUGCCCCCUUUAUUGGGAGGUCCACCAGUGACUUGUCGCAUGUGUCUGCAGGGUGCCACUUCCACACUUAGAUUACAGGUUUUUAAGGGGCAUCUUCAUUCCAAAGCAUUAUUUAUGGAAAAAGGAGGAGUUUUUUUGAAGAUGUCCCUUGUUUUCCGAUAGGAUGCUUUCAUGUCCAAAGAAGUCACCUACUUCAUUUUGUCGCAAUGGAAAUGGAUGUGCAUAGGUAUACCCCUUUCUCUCACCGAAGAUUUGAUGAACCUAAAAUUUUUAUUUUUUGAAACCAAAACCGAGACAUAUUUAAAUUCGCGAAGAGCUACUUUCCAGCCCCCAUGGUAUAGCCAAUAUAUUCGCCCUAAUGAUUGAAUACAAGGCACAAAGUGUUUCCAAGUCUAGCAGAGAAAUGUGAUUCGAUGUUAAUACCACAGCAUGCUGUUGAAAGACAGGAGGUCUGGUCUGCAAGCUUGUUACUUCUCAAAGUCCAGUUCCCUGAAAUACUGUUCAUAUGUACCUUCCUACCUAAAAAUUCUUAAGUUGUACAGUUUUCUCAAAUGUGUUUGCUUUAUUUUAAUUUCCAGACAAUGUCGGACAUGUAUUUGUAUUUUAUUUCAGUUUCUGUAUAUUUACUUUUUAUCAUAAAUUAACACUAGCUUUAAUUUGAGUUGCUGAAAGAAAACAACAAAUAUGACCUGGCCACUUUACGGUGUGAUAAUGUUCUUUAUAUUCAUUGUCUCAAUGAUACUGUUUGCUUUCUUAUUUCCAAAGUGUAACAUUUUGGGCUCUUUCGUGGAAGACGGAGUUGAGGUCUCCACAUUAGAUUCAGCCAGGAUGGAUUGUGUGUCUGAGUUUGUACGUCCGUGAGCGUGUGUGUGUGUCUCAUAAGAGCCAGCAUCAGUUUUUUUUUUUGUUUUGUUAGUUUUUUUUCCUCGUUUGCCUUUUAUUUUUGUUACGUGUUACACACCAAAACAACCUGAACCACAAAGCUGGAUUAUGGAUAAACUGAAAUUUAGAAAUUUAAAUUUACGAUCAGAAAUGAGGACGGUGAUACCGAAGCACUGAGCAGUUUUUACUUUGAUUGAAUAUAUGAAUGUGGCCAAAGCUUUAUGCAGUCGAAACAAAAGGAGAAAAAAAGAAUUGUGCCCCACAUAAGUGUAUAUUUUAUUGUGGCACAAAAUGCUAUUGUGGACACACGGAUCCACUGACUUACAUUGGGAUACUUGAUUUUAAUGGACAAUUACAAGAGAGAGAGAUAAAGACAAGGUUUUGCUGUAGAGGUCAUCUUUUGCCCACUGUGAAAACAAACAUGUACCUGUAUACAGAUAUAGAUAUAUUUAAAAUAAGACAUCAGCUUUUUCUGUUUUUUGUUUUUGAGAUGAAGAAGGAAUGAAAAGAACUAAAAAAAAAAAAAAAGACUCUGGGAAUCUUUGGAGAUCUUGUUAGGAGGACACGAGAGGCUGUGGGCACACCAAAACUGGGCAUGGGAGCCGAAGUCAGGCUCGAAACAGCUUUAAAACCACCUCCUUAUUUGAUUACUGACAACUCUGUAAUGGGAAUGGACUCUGGAACCAAUGGACACGUGUGACACACAGAGGAAAGUCCUUAGAUGAAACUGAACUUAAGUGGCUCCAGCUGCCUCUUUCUCCUUUCUGUCUGUCCUUUCUUUCUCCAGCUCUGCCUCUGCUUCUGCUCUUUGAUGGACAUUUUCCAAAUUUCAGGACAGGAUGGACAGAGAUGCUUGCUUUCAUUUCUUCCAGUUCACGUUGCUACCCGUUUCAUUUCCUCGUGCUUGUCUCUGGUCGACGAGCAAAGCUCUCCAGUCAAAUGGCGGCUCACCCCUCUCUCUGUUGGUUACAUGGUCUAAACAGAGGAAUUAAUAACAUAGAGAGGGGAUGGGUUCUCAAAGCUGUCAUUCUUAAGGAGGCAGUUACACUAAAAAAGCGUAUUAACCAAAAUUAACAACCAAACUAACAACCAAACAACCAUUUGCUCCAACUUCAAAGAUGAACUGUUACUUGGAGCUCUCUGUUCCUUUUGUGACUUCUGGUGCCACAAUGUUUUUUUAUGCUUUUAGUUUUUUCUUUUUGUUUCCUUGAAUUACUCCUCCUUCGAGCCUCAUAAGCAUGGCUCUGUGGCUCCAGGCAGCCCAUCCGAGGGUAGAAAAAAACAGCCUUGCAAUGUACAAAAAAGAGCAAGUUAAACCAAAAAUGUUGUUCUUGAUGUCUUUUCUAUACUGUAGUCUUGUUAGCUUUUUUGUUACUGUAAUUAUAUGAAGAUUUCCAAACUGUACCAAAUUACAUGGAAACUAACAUACAUACAACCACAUGGAACUUCAGACUUUUAAAGAAACUUUUGUCACAAAACCUUGUUGUCCUAGUUAAGUUGAUUGUAGAUGGUAAUUGAAUAUACUCCUUUGAAAAUAUUUCAUCAAGUAUGUUUCUUGCUCAUUGUGAUACAUUAAAAAAGUAUGAGCAUAAACUG